UUUCUCCUCCUCCGGCGGCCUGGAGGCAGGAAGGAAGGUAGCCUUUGCCGGAGCAGCGACCGCACCGGCUCCCGCUGUGGCUGCAGGGCCCGCCAUGGCCAGCCUCGCCCGAAGACGCCGGCGCCGCCGCCUCCUCCUCCGCCUGAAGGGGACUUCAACCUCAACAAGUCCACGCUGCAUUUGUGCCACUGGGUCGCCAGCCUUUCCCCGCAUCUUCAUGGAUGUCGUCUGGUCCAUUCCCUGCAAGCCCAGCUCUCUGACUCUGUGAAAGGUGGGGUGCCUGAUGCCGGUCAUCCCCAUUCCCCGCCGGGUCCGUUCUUUCCACGGCCCCCACACUACUUGCCUGCAUUCGGCUUGCGGGCCGGUAAGGACCACACACUUGGUGCGCACCAAGUACAACAACUUUGACAUCUACCUAAAGUCCCGCUGGAUGUAUGGCUUCAUUCGUUUCUUGCUGUACUUCAGCUGCAGCCUGUUUACCUCCAUCCUGUGGGUGGCGCUGUCACUCUUGUUUUGCCUCCAGUACUUCAGCAUCCGGGUCUUUCUACGGUUCCAGUAUAAACUCUCUAUUAUCCUGCUCUUGCUGGGGAGGAGGCGAGUGGACUUCAGCCUCUUGAAUGAACUGCUCAUCUACGGCAUCCAUGUCACCAUGCUCCUUGUGGGUGGGCUGGGCUGGUGUUUUAUGGUCUUUGUGGAUAUGUAAAUAAAAAAAGGUGCAUGUCCAUCAGAGAGGCAUGUUUGACUCGAAA
Sceloporus undulatus (fence lizard) is the source of this 749-nucleotide messenger RNA. RefSeq names its product transmembrane protein 250 (gene TMEM250). The coding region runs from base 284 to 703 and encodes 139 amino acids. The transcript is spliced from 2 exons. NCBI's taxonomy places the organism in Eukaryota, Metazoa, Chordata, Lepidosauria, Squamata, Phrynosomatidae. The record is from RefSeq and is a predicted model, not a curated record.